CGCUCCGUAUCCCUUUGUUUAUCAACUGCAUUUACUAAAAUUACUGCAGCUUUUCUAUCGAGAGUCGUUGUAGAUUCUCAUUAAGGUGCUGAAAACAGUUGUGUUGUAGUGUUUUUCGCGUGACCCGUCCCGCUUCGCCGGUUCUCGCCGCCGAGAUGGAAGUGGAGCCAAUCGCUUCCGAGUCGGAAAACGUGGCGGUGGAUGAAACUGUGAAGCCGGUCGACGAUCAAGGCGCCGGCGACGCCGCAACUUCGCACUCUGAGCGUUUGCGCCGCAAAAACAAGAAAUAUGUCCGCAGUAAUAGCAAGGACGGCGGCGUGAGCGCCCCAACCCCUUUACCGAAAUACCGCAGCUGGAAAAACAGCCGCCGACCACGUAAUGGGCACGGCAGGGGCUUGCCAAAGAAAGGUGGCGCCGGCGGCAAAGGAGUGUGGGGAGCGCCCGGUUCGGAGCUCCUCGAGGAGUACGUCGAGGAUGCAAACGACCCCAACUACGACUCUGAGGCAGUCAAUGGAGACGUCGAGUUUAAACAAGUUAUCGUCGAGCCGGAACCCGAGGAGAUCAUCCGCAAAGCUGAGCCAAUAAUCCUCGAGUACUUCGAGCAUGGAGACACAAACGCGGCGGCUGAGGACUUCCUCGAAUUCGUCUUGGGCAAGCGCAGCCAUCUGGUAUGCGAAACAAUUAUAGAAAUAGCAUUGGACCAUAAGCCGUCGCACUGCGAAAUGGCCUCCGUCCUUAUCUCAGACCUGUACGGCAGGGUCUUCUCCGCCAAUGACAUUGCAUUGGCGUUUGAGCGGUUACUAGAAAAACUGCCAGAUUUAAUGUUGGACACACCCGAUGCGCCGAUCCUGCUGUCCAAUUUCAUCGCGCGAUGCGUCGCCGAUGAUUGCCUGCCGCCGCGAUUCGUGCAGACGCAAAACGAGAUGGAGCUGAAUCCACCUGCAAAACAAGCUAUCCACCGCGCGGAGACGCUAUUGUCUAUGAAGCAAGGGCUCGUGCGGCUCGAUAACAUCUGGGGAGUCGGCGGUGGAAUCAGGCCAGUAAAGUCACUCAUCAGGCAGAUUCAACUUUUACUGAAGGAAUACCUGACAAGUGGCGACCUGGCCGAGGCCAUGCGUUGCGUACGGGAGCUCGAAGUGCCGCAUUUUCAUCAUGAGCUUGUGUAUGAGACGGUGUUGCUAGCAGUGGAGGCAAUAAAUUCUUCUGUGGAGGAGCAGCUGUGCACGUUCCUCGCAGAGUUGCGUCGCUGUCUCAUCGUCUCGCCCGACCAGAUGGACAGGGGCUUUCUCCGCGUUCUAGAAGACAUGAACGACAUAGUACUGGACGUGCCGCUGGCGUAUAUUAUGCUGGACCGCUUCAUGGAGCGCUGCCAGCACAAGUUCCGCCUUGGCGAAAUCGUUCUCAAGCGUAUGCCUACGCGAGGUCGUAAACGCUUCGUAUCCGAAGGCGAUGGUGGCGCUAUCAAAGACCACGCGCUGAAAUUGCGCGAGUAGGACCGCACACGCACGCGCGACACGCUAUGGAACACUCGACCCUGGAAUCGGUGAGGGUGGAGAUUGAAGAGGGGGGGCAACCGUGAGUUUUAGAAGUGCUUUAUAUCUUAUAACAACAUGGAACGUACUUUCGGCCACAGUUAAAUCUGUACUGUCUCUAUUUGACGCUGCAAAUUCAAAAUGUAAAUGACUUAAGGUACAAUUUAUCAACGAAGAAUUUUGACAUAUUGUUUGUUGUCUUUCAAAUUGUGACCCACCGUUCAUUGUUAAAUCGUCAAAAGGUACAAACAUCACUUCCGACUAGCAAAGGUCAACAAGUGCCACGCCAAACGGUCACACGAGCUUUUGAUUGGACGCAGCUGAAUUACGUGCGCGUAAAUUGUGAUAAGUUGAAAAUUCAUUGCAUGAGUCAUAUCAGUAGUUUGACCGAGAUAGGCGAACGAUGGCGCGUUGUCUUUAGUAUUAUUAUCUUUCCAGUACAAUGUUGAUAAUUAAACUAUACUUUUACUGAUUACAUUCUGUCAAAAAUUUACAGUUUCCAAGCGUUUGACAGGUAAAUGGUAAAAUCAACGCAACGGCAAUAGUAAACUGAAAACCAAUAUAUUAAUACCAUAGCGCUAUCGCCUUAUCAUGAAAAAGGAACUGAUACUUAUAAAAUGGAUCAUAAUGGAAUAAAUAACACUUCUUGAUUGCACCAAUCACAGCAUGAUUAAAUCAGGCAUAUUAAGUGAUUGAUUUAAUCAUGUUCUGAUUGAUUCAAUUAAGAAGUGUGAUUGAUUCCAUUAAUAUCCAUUAAAAGUUAGGGUUUUUUUUAUUCAGAACACGUUGAUCGCGGGCUUCGCGUUCUAUGAUAGUCUGUGACAGUCACUCGCUCGUUUGCCGUAAAAAUUGCUGCAAGGGCGUGUCAUAAUAAAACUGAGGCUCAGUUUACAUUGCCAUGUGAACGAAAUGGAAGCCGAUUUUUUUAUUCUGUAAAAUGCUAACAACCUUGCAGGGCUAUUGUAACAUCAUGUACAACAAAUUUUGUCCUAUGACUUUUUACAAAACAUAAUAGAUUACACUUUUUAGAUCUGUUUUUCGUAGUAAAUUCGCGACGACCACUACUACCGCUCCUGCGUUAAGCAUCGGACUGGUGCUUUCUUUUGUUACCGCACAGAGUUACCACCGUUUAGAGCGAUCGAGUUUUAUAUGAACGUAAAAUCUAAUGAAUUAUUUAAAAACCAUGGAACAAAAGUUGUUGUUUAUGAUAGUAAUAUAGUCCUGGGAGGUUAUUAGUAUUUUACUACAAAUGGAUACUGAUAAGCAAUAACGUGUGCACUAACAUGAUCAUAGUUUUGCGAAAAUGUCACCUAAACACUUUUUCCUUGUUUUUGAUAGUUUGUUCUAAAAUUUACUUUAUGAUGAUUUGUUGAGAUUUAUUACUAUAAUGCCCCAACAACAACAAUAAGUACAAAGUUUUCAUUUUAUAAGUAAAUUUUAGAAUAAACCGUAGUUUCCACAAAGUGGUACAUACCGCCUCCCAGUGGGCGCUGAAGAGUCCUAGGGGGGCUAAGUGCCUCGAAAUCCAUUGGGGAUGUUGAUGCUGUCCAGAGGGUGACCCUACCGCAUUUGAAAAGAAAAACAUCAAUUAUCUAAACUUCACUGCACAAUACUUAUAUAAUAUUUUUUCCUUGUGAUUUGUUGUGUUACGUUAGUAUAAAACAUACGUGUUUUCAAUUAUUUUCCGUGGUGGUGGGAGCUGAAAUUUUUUUAUCUUGUGUAAGUGGGCCAAAAAAUUUGGGAAUUUAUGGAAUAAACUAUCAAAAACAAAGCGAAAAUAUUUAGAUACCAUCUUUUCAUAACUACAACGUUGUUAUUGCUUAUCUGCAUCCAAAUAACCUUGUGCACCAAUAUAAUAUCUGCGUACCGUUUUUGUUCUUAUGCGCAAGCAAUAAUGAGUAUAUAUCCGUCUAUGUACUUUUGUUAACGGAAAUGAUGUUUUUUUACAUUUCGACGUUGUAUCUAUUCAAACUUUACUACACGAUUUAGGAAAUUUGCAAUAAUACAUUUGUUACGCUCAUGUAAGUGUUAGUGAAUAUGUGUUAGAGUUUAUUUAAAUAAGAUUUUUUCAUCUUGUUAUUGAUAAUAAUCAAGCGUCUAAAAGUUAGUCUAACAUUUUUUACAUUACUUGGUGAACGCUAAAUAGGAAAUCUUUUUAUAACUCCAUAUCCUUUACAGUUAAACACA
Molecule: messenger RNA, 3719 nt
Organism: Hyposmocoma kahamanoa
Lineage: Eukaryota; Metazoa; Arthropoda; Insecta; Lepidoptera; Cosmopterigidae
Gene: Pdcd4
Product: programmed cell death protein 4
Exons: 10
Coding region: 156-1493 (445 amino acids)
Biological process (GO): negative regulation of DNA-templated transcription
Cellular component (GO): nucleus; cytosol
Source: RefSeq, a predicted model, not a curated record